AUGUCCACCAUUUCUUCUUCCGCUUCCUCCUCUUCGCACGAUAAACCUGCGCCAACUCCAGCAUUUACAGAUACAUAUAGUUCGAAUCUAAGUGAUGAAAAAAAAGAAGAAAAAUAUGUACAUGAGGUUUAUGAAGCUAUUGCACCACACUUUAGCCAAACUAGAUAUAAGCCAUGGCCUGUAGUUGAGAAUUUUUUAAAAGAAUUGGAGAUGGGUAGUAUGGGAGCUGAUAUAGGUUGUGGAAACGGUAAAUAUUUUGGUGUGAAUAAAAAUACUUUUAUGAUUGGGACAGAUAGAAGUUCUAAAUUAAUUGAGAUAUGUAAAUCAAGAGGAUUUGAAUGUUUAAUAGAUGAUGCAUUAAAUUUACCAUUUAGAAAUGGAUGCUUUAUAUUAAUAUAUGUAUGGGCAUUGGAACAACAAUCAACACCAAAGAAAAAUCCUAAUUGUGCUGAAGCUAGUAGUGAUGGUGGAGAACCAAGAAGAAUUUUUAAUCAAAAUUAUCAAGAUGUUUUUGUACCAUGGGUGAUUCCAAAAGAUAAAAAUUAUGAAGAUAGAAAACAGAAUGUGGUUUUUAAAAGAUGUUGUCAUUUAUUUAAAAAAGGUGAAUUGGACAAGCCAGUGAUAAAUACAAAUUUGGCAAAAAUACUGAAGUCAGGUUAUGAUAAAGAUAAUUGGUAUGUUAUUGCUGAAAAAAUAUAA
Entrophospora sp. SA101 is the source of this 699-nucleotide messenger RNA. The record is from the annotation of a GenBank genome assembly. Lineage: Eukaryota; Fungi; Glomeromycota; Glomeromycetes; Entrophosporales; Entrophosporaceae.